GGAACAACUGCUGGAAUUGGAAGCUCCAAGAAAGCAGAAGAGGAAUAGCGCAACACAGAACCCGCACUCUUUCCUACCCCGGCAGCACAUUGGUGAUCGAAGGCAGCUACACCGCACGAAAGGCUACGACUCUUCGCUCGAUCGAUUCUCCCAUCGCUAACCGAACAAGCGCAGACAUAAUUACUAAGAGCAGAGCGCAAGAGGAUGUCGAAUCGCAAUGUCAGCCAGGUAAAGAAUCGGGCCCCGGCGCCGAUCCAGAUCAGCGCGGAGCAACUCCUCCGGGAAUCCGCGGAUCGACAAGAAGUCCUGAAGGUCGACCCGGUGGUGCAGAUCCACGAUGCCGAAGAAUACCAGUCGUACCUGCGAGACAGGCGAAAGCACUACGAGGACAACAUCCGCUACCGACGGGAACACAUCGGAAACUGGGUCAAAUACGCCAAGCUAGAGGAGGACCACAAGGAGUUCGAGCGGGCCCGAUCUAUCUACGAGCGAGCCCUCGAGGUAGAACCACGGUCGGCGGAAUUGUGGCUCCGCUACGCGCAGUUCGAGAUGCGAAACGAGUUUCUGAACCACGCUCGAAAUGUUUUGGACAGGGCCGUGCAGUUGUUGCCUCGAACGGACUUUCUGUGGUACAAAUACGUCUACAUGGAAGAAUUGGUGAGGGAUAUACCCAAGUGUCGUUCCGUCUUUGAACGGUGGAUGAAAUGGAUGCCGGACGACAACGCCUGGAUGGCCUACGCAAGGUUCGAAACAAGGUGUGGCGGAAGCAGUGGUGGAUUGGACCGUGCAGAGGCCGUCAUGAGACGCUACGUAAAUGCCUAUCCGUCUCCGAAAUCUUUUAUGAAGUUUGCAAAGUGGGCCGAAUACGAGGCGAAGAACGUCGAUUUGGCGAGGACGAUAUGGGAAGCAUCCCUGUCCGAGCUAGAACCGGAGGAAUCAAAGCAAGCACGAGUGUUUGCUAGGUUUGCUGCAUUCGAAGAACGGCAGGGGGAGUACGUUCGAGCUCGGGUCAUUUACAAGCAUGCCAUCGUGUUGUUGCGACUGGAAGAACUGGAGAAAAUCAAAGCGGAACAAUCGUCGCGGACCAUGGAACAAGACGAUGAUAUACCCGACUGGGAAUUGGAUCAGCGAAAGGAUUUAUACAAAGCUUACUUAACGUUCGAAAAGAAACACGGGGAUCGACAGGGGAUCGAACGGGUCUUGCUGACCAAACAACGGAGGGAAUACAACGAGCGUGUCGAGAAAGAUCCCUACGACUACGAUGCUUGGUUUGAAUUCGCAAAGCUGGAGGAAGAUAGCACCCUCCUUGAUGCAGGCACAGACAACCACCAUAGAGCGGGUGAUCCAGCAGCGGUGCGAGAAGUUUACGAACGAGCGGUGGCACAAGUUCCCCCCGGAAACACCGGUGAAAAAGAACACUGGAAGAGAUACAUAUAUUUGUGGAUCUAUUAUGCGACGUACGAAGAACUAACGAAUCGGGAUCUAGAACGAGCGUCGGAAAUAUAUCAAACCUGCCUCGACCACGUCAUACCCCACAAACAAUUUUCGUUUUCAAAAGUGUGGAUCUAUGCAGCAAAACUACAGAUCCGGCGAAAGAAUCUAACAGCCGCGCGGAAGUUGCUAGGAAGGGCCAUUGGAAUGUGCAAGGGAAAGGAACGGAUUUUCAAGGAGUACAUUGCUAUCGAAAUGUCGCUCGGAGAAAUCGAUCGGUGUCGGACGCUAUACAACAAUUAUCUUAAGGCUAUGCCGCAAAACUGCGAGGCGUGGAGCAAGUACGCCGAACUAGAGAAGUCGCUAGGAGAGUCGGAGCGGUGUCGGGCCAUUCUUUCCCUGGCAAUUUCACAGCCCAGCCUGGACAUGCCGGAGGUCUUGUGGAAAUCCUUCAUCGACUUUGAAAUCGAAGAGGGAGAAGCCGGCAACGCAAGAAAACUCUACGAACGGCUACUGGAAAAAACCAGCCACGUCAAGGUCUGGAUCUCGUACGCUCAAUUCGAGGCCGGCGAAAUCGGCGAGGGCAUGCCCAAGGUCCGAACCAUUCUGGAAAAGGCUUACAACGAACUCAAGGAAGACGGCCUCAAGGAGGAGAGGGUGCUGCUACUGGACUCCUGGCGGGCCCUCGAGCAACAAAAAGGCGACGCCGACAGCCUUUCGGCAGUCGAAAAGAGACUGCCCCGGCGGGUCAAGAGGAAACGCAUGCGCAAGGACGGCGACGGAAACGAUCUCGGGUGGGAAGAAUACUUCGACUACCAGUUUCCGGACGACGACGACCAGGGGGCAUCGAACCUCAAAAUCUUGGAGAUGGCUGCCAAGUGGAAGCGCAAACACGACGACAGUGACGACGACAGCGAUGACGAUGACGAUGACGAUGACGACGAUAGUGACGACGACGACGACGAAUAAGGUUUUUAAUCUCUUUCGAAUCGCCGUUCAUCUCACAACACUCUUCUUGCAUUGUAUGUAAUCUAGUCUAACGCAAUAACGUUGAAAAUGUAGAAAGUUUUUACUUCCGUUCUUUAGGAGCGAGUCACAGCCCUCGGUUUGUUGUGUCUUUUUCAGCAAAAAGAAAUACGACAUUGUUCAAAAGGGAUGUAGAGAAAAGUUUUCGUCUCUCGUUAUUCUUCAAGUCUUUGACCGAUACACAUUUAUCGUGUAAAUUUCAUGUGUCGAAAUCACGUGUUCAAUACACACGAUGGUAUGCUAGCAGAGCUCAUGGCUCGACGCUUUAAUAUUGAUGCUUUCGCUUACAACUCUCUCCGUGAUUUGAAAAGCUUUUCGCUCGACCAUCGUUCCCUUCGCUUCUUACCUGGCACUAGAUUUGCCCAACCUGGGGACUGCUAGCAACAAGCCGAUCAAAGCGCUUCAUGGACUUCUCCGCCACGGCUUUGUCACCACCCGGUGCAUUCGGAUUGCUCCGGUAAAAGCAAGACAAGACCGGUCCGAGCAGGUAUUUCUUGGGGUUCAGGAAAUCAGUCGGAAAACUAGGGGUCACUCCGAGUUCGUCUCCGAUGUCUUCGUUGAGGCUUGUUGAUACAUCGUAUUGGUUUAGGAUGCUAGAUUUAUCCAUUUUCUUGGCAAUCGAUGCUUCUGCAUUGGAUCGAAGCCGGGAGAGAUCCGGGCAGGGAGUUCUCCCUGACCAAAUUGCGGAGAUAUAUCGUGCUUGCAUUUCACCUUGCGGAAAAUAGGGACCAACGGAAUUGACGAGGCCACAGAAAGCCAGGUUGCCCACGAGUUCUGGAUUCGGAACGAGCGUGUUUUUGUAGAGCGCCAUCACCGUCUUUCCGGUGGCUGGGUUGGGAAUCCCUACCUCCUUUUGGAUAGAUUUCGGCAGGAAGGAAAGGUCAAAGUCGUAUCCGGUAGCACAAACAAUCGCAUCUAAUUUUUCGGUUGUGCCGUCGACGAAUGUUACGUUGUUACCAUCCACACUCGCCACUUCUGGCUUUACCGGCAGCUUUCCGUUUUUCACCUGGUCUACAUAGUUCUUCGAGACAGCGAUCCCGCACUGCCGUAUGUCCGGCGAUACUCUUAUUGCGCAGUUGGGCGUGUUCGCAUCGCACUGGUCUGGCCAAAGCGAUAGGAUGACGCUUUUCAUUCCUUUUGCCACCACCCAAUCGGGCAAGACACGAUUGGUCCAAACAGCAGAGCGAUUAUAAAAGAGGUCGUCGUAGGACCAAUUGUUGCCCUUUGCGAGUUUUUGGAUGUGGUAGGGCAUUUUCCGUACACUAUGGACUACUUUUUGGCAGCCACCAUUGUUCAAACCCUCCGCCAGUAUGGAUGCGAUUUCACUCCCCGAGACGUUAGAUCCGAU
Molecule: messenger RNA, 3805 nt
Organism: Pseudo-nitzschia multistriata
Lineage: Eukaryota; Bacillariophyta; Bacillariophyceae; Bacillariales; Bacillariaceae
Source: the annotation of a GenBank genome assembly